Molecule: messenger RNA, 926 nt
Organism: Miniopterus natalensis
Lineage: Eukaryota; Metazoa; Chordata; Mammalia; Chiroptera; Miniopteridae
Gene: TNFSF10
Product: TNF superfamily member 10
Biological process (GO): immune response
Cellular component (GO): membrane
Molecular function (GO): tumor necrosis factor receptor binding
Source: RefSeq, a predicted model, not a curated record
CAUGACUGCUCUACAGGUCCCAGAGAGGUCCAGUCUGUGCCUGAGAUAUAUGCUGAUCCUGAUCACCACAGUUCUCCUGCAAUGCUUCUGUGUGACUGUGGCAUACAUGUACUUCACCCACGAGAUGAAGCAGAUGCAGGACAAGUACUCCAAAAGCGGCAUCGCCUGCAUCUUAAAGGAAGCUAACAGCUCUUGGGACCCCAGUGAUGUGGAGAAUAUGAACGACCCCUGCUGGCAAAUGAUGUGGCAACUACGCCAGUUUGUUAGGAAGAUAAGUUUGAGAACCUAUGAGGAAACCAUUUCUCCAGAUCCAGAAAAGCAACAAAGCGGUCCUCCACUAGUAGCAGGAAAGGGGCUUCAGAGAGUAGCAGCUCACAUAACCGGGACCACUCGGAGCGCAUCCACAUUCCCAGUUCCAAACUCCAAGAAUGAAAACAUUUGGGGCCAUAAAAUAACCUCCUGGGAGUCAUCAAGAAAAGGAUAUUCAUUUUUGAAUAAUUUGCACCUGAGGAAAGGAGAGUUAGUUAUCCAUCAAACAGGGUUCUAUUAUAUCUAUUCCCAGACAUACUUUCGAUUUCUGGAACCUGAGGAUGUUUCAAAAGUAAAGAACAGAAGGAAAAACAAACAAAUGGUGCAAUAUAUUUACAAAGUCACAGCCUAUCCUGACCCUAUACUGCUGAUGAAAAGUGCUAGAAAUAGUUGUUGGUCUGAAGAUGAACAAUAUGGACUCUAUUCCAUCUAUCAAGGUGGAGUAUUUGAGCUUCAAGAAAAUGACAGAAUUUUUGUAUCUGUAACUAAUGUGCAAUUGGUUGACAUGGACCAACAAGCCAGUUUUUUUGGGGCCUUUUUAAUUGGCUAGAUGAUCUGCAACACAUGCUUUUUUAAAAUUCUCACCCAAGGAUACAUUUAUUGAUUUUUAGAGAGAG